GUGUUUGCCCCGAUGUACAUAACUGCAUAUUAGACUCGACUGGUCACCACUUUCCUCCACCUCCGCUGCCGCGUCGCGCCACUCGUUUCUUCGAGAGCCACUUACUAGCGACCUGAGUAGCUUAGUCGGCCACCCUGGGAAGAAUGCCUACCAUGACAGACACAGACCUAUGGUACACUCGUGGACGGUGAGCAUUGUGCUUAGCACCCCUUAUCCUUCCGCUGACUGGGAUGAUGUUUGAACAACAUUGGCACCUGUCAUCGUUCGCAGAUACUUCGUUGCGAAUCGCAACUCCGCUUGUGCUGGUCGGUCAUCCACAGUUCUCUCUGUUAGUUGCUCGAUGGUCCACCGAUAGCUGAUACACGCGAAUUCGCAGCUGUCAUGCUUUAUGACUAUGUACUGACAAUUCACGAUGAGGUGAAUCUGAUCUGGGGUCUAAAGAAACUGAACAGCGGCACCAUCAUUUAUAUAUGCAACCGGCUUGUGAUGUUCGGACUCUUGUAUGAGUGGUUUAGAGGGGACCAAUCUGGAAAGGCUCCUGAUGCAAGUCAAUGCCUAAUCACCACGGUUGUAGACAAUGUAUUCGUGAAUUUCUCGUUUACGAUCUGGGCAGUCGUUUCUGCCUUGAGAGUACACGCUCUCACUAGGCGUAAUUGGUGGCUAUCGAUGGUGACGUUCAUAACGGGGAUGGUACCAUGUGUCUUGAACACGCUGACGAAUGUAUAUGAUGCUUAGUCCGCCGAUGUCACAGCGACUUACAGCGUCUAUGCUUCUCGGGGUC
Molecule: messenger RNA, 781 nt
Organism: Rhodofomes roseus
Lineage: Eukaryota; Fungi; Basidiomycota; Agaricomycetes; Polyporales; Fomitopsidaceae
Exons: 4
Coding region: 382-735 (117 amino acids)
Source: RefSeq, a predicted model, not a curated record